AUGAGUACGUUUUAUAUUAAUUUUUUUUUUUUUCUUUUAACCAUCUCCCUAUGUGUAAAUAAUAAAACCCUUGCAACAGAGCUUUCUCCAAAAACAUAUACAAAAUACAAAUCAAAAAAAUUUACAAUAUUCAAAUCAAAAAAAUUUACAAUAUUCAAUUCAAAAAAAUAUUAUCCUGUCAAUGAUAAUACAGAAGAAAUAUAUCAAAAAAACAAGCACCUAUUAUAUACCGAUCCCGAAGAAACUAGAAAUGCGUGCAGAUUUAUGAAUGACGCUUUAAAACAAUUAGAACAUCAUGCUACAAGUAAAGAUGGUUAUAAAAGGUGUUGUGCAAAUCCUUAUCGGAAUAUAAUUUUUUAUAAAAAAAAGCAUCGAGGUCAUACAAUUGUUGAAAAAAUUCAUUAUACAAUUUAUGAUCCGAAUCAGUAUAAUGAACUAGUAAACCAGUUAUGGGAUCCAGAUAGUAACUUAUUAUUAAAUAAAUUCUCUGUUAAAAAAAAAAUUGUCCGUAUGUACACUCCAAAUUUAGUAAUGAUACAACAACGUUGGAAAAAAUGGCCAUGGUCUCGUGAGAAAUAUUUUUAUGCUAUAGCUGCAAAAUAUAAAACAUCAGAAAACAAAACUAUGAUUGUCAUGGCUUCAGCAAAUAUAAUUGAUCACAACCGUAAAAAUAGAAAAUAUUUUGAAAAUAAAAUAGUAGAAAGUGCAAAUUUAUUUCAAGCUGAAAUUGAUUCUGAAGAUGAUAUUAGAAAUGGAAAAUUAAAAAAAAUGUUUGUUAACUUAAGUGGAUACAUUAUUGAAAAAAGAAACAAACAUACUUAUAUCACAUGUGUCGACUCUAAUGAUGAACAUGGUUCCAUUUAA
This is a messenger RNA of Plasmodium yoelii, 864 nucleotides long. Its product is annotated as fam-a protein. Lineage: Eukaryota; Apicomplexa; Aconoidasida; Haemosporida; Plasmodiidae. The coding region runs from base 1 to 864 and encodes 287 amino acids. The transcript is spliced from 6 exons. The record is from RefSeq and is a predicted model, not a curated record.